GAUAAUGCGUGUGAGAAAACGUCAUACAUGUUCCUACGAAAGGAACUUCCUGUGCGACUGGCUAACACAAUGAGAGAAGUCAAUCUUCUGCCGGAUAACUUGCUGAACCGCCCUUCGGUGGGCUUGGUUCAGAGUUGGUACAUGCAAAGUUUUCUUGAACUGUUAGAAUAUGAAAAUAAGAGCCCUGAGGAUCCAAAGGUCUUAGAUAACUUUCUACAAGUUCUCAUUAAAGUUAGAAAUAGACACAACGAUGUGGUUCCUACAAUGGCACAAGGAGUGAUUGAAUACAAGGAGAAGUUUGGAUUUGAUCCCUUAAUUAGCAGUAACAUUCAAUAUUUUCUGGAUCGAUUUUACACCAAUCGCAUCUCUUUUCGCAUGCUUAUUAACCAGCAUACACUUCUGUUUGGCGAUGACACUAAUCCUGCCCAUCCUAAACACAUAGGAAGUAUUGAUCCCACCUGUGAUGUGGCUGAUGUGGUGAAAGAUGCAUACGAAACAGCCAAGAUGUUGUGUGAACAGUAUUAUAUGGUAGCUCCAGAGCUGGAAAUUGAAGAAUUUAAUGCCAAAGCACCAGACAAACCUAUUCAGGUAGUUUAUGUGCCCUCACAUCUGUUUCACAUGCUAUUUGAGUUGUUCAAGAACUCAAUGAGAGCAACAGUUGAAUUGUAUGAAGAUAGAAAAGAGGGCUGCCCUGCUGUUAAAACUCUUGUGACUUUGGGUAAAGAAGAUUUGUCCAUUAAGAUAAGUGACCUAGGUGGUGGAGUCCCACUUCGUAAAAUAGACCGUCUUUUCAACUACAUGUAUUCAACUGCUCCUAGACCUAGCCUGGAGCCCACAAGAGCUGCCCCUUUGGCUGGAUUUGGUUAUGGUUUGCCAAUUUCUCGUCUGUAUGCUAGAUAUUUUCAAGGAGAUCUAAAACUAUAUUCCAUGGAAGGAGUAGGUACUGAUGCUGUCAUUUAUUUGAAGGCUCUUUCUAGCGAAUCAUUUGAGAGGCUGCCAGUUUUCAAUAAGUCUGCAUGGCGCCAUUACAAGACCACACCUGAAGCCGAUGACUGGAGCAAUCCCAGCAGUGAACCCAGGGAUGCAUCAAAAUACAAAGCUAAACAGGGACAAGAUCAAGACAAAUAGAACUUUGUAAGGAACUAAAUGCUGUGGUCCUCUCUUGUGAAGAAAGAUCAUCUUCUGCAAGUCAGCGAGAGAGCACUUUUCCCCACCAACUCUGAAUUAAUCCCAGUGCUUGAGUGUGUAUUUUCUCCAUACCAGCUGGAUCUUUCCAUGGAGCCCUUCCUGUAGUUAUUCUAGCCAUAAGUUCCACUAAAGUAGUAACUCAAGUAAUUUUUCAUGUUAUUUUGCUAUGAUGUAGUUGGUGCCUAUCACAAAAGAACGCAGAGCCUCCUUCGAGCUCUUGUACCCUUGCACUGUCUAUCUCAUCAUCUUAGAGCCUAGUGUCUCAAGUCUUCCCCUGGAUUCUGAGUUCCUUCCCAUCCCAGAUGCAGCAGUUCCUGCUGCUCUCUUUGUGACCAAAUACCAUAUUUGCCCAAACUUCCAGUUAGGGUCUGGGAAUCUAGAAAUAGAAGAUAGCAGCUGAGCACACCUUCAGAAUUCAGUCCCAGGGUACUCUCUGCUGUGCAUCCCUCCUCCACUCUCUGAUUGGGUUUGACUACCUCCAUCUGGUCUGCAUUCUCAUUAUGAGAUGUCCUAUUUUCGUAUUAGGUCUUACUCACUGAUGCAUUGAUAUUUUACAAUUCAUUGUAUACUUCCAUUAAUUAAAGCAUUCCAAAAGUUGUCUUGGAAUUUUUCACUUAACAGCUUAAUUUCAAAGAUCAUAAGUGAAAAAUUGCUUUGUGAUCAGUAUCAAGCUUAUGAAGAAUGGGAAAUACUUUCUUCUGUAGAAAUUGCACCAGUCUAACACUAUAUCUUUGUCAUUUUCCUUUGUAGUCUCCUAAGGAAUUGGAAGUUCCUGUGUCAUGCACUUUACUAGUCAUAAAAUAGACUACUGAAGGGAGAAGUCCUUUCUAAUUUACUUGAAAAAUAUUGUGGGCCUUCAUCAUUUUCAUUUUCAUUCAUUUCAUCCAGUUUUAGAUUUGUCAGCUCAAUCUGAUUUUCACCCUCCCUCAUUUUUUGCUAGAAUUGGGAAUGAGAAUUAACAGGGAACUUGGGUACGGAAAGAGGAAUGGUAUUAUAUUUACUCUUAGUAAUAGAAGCUGGCUGACAGUCCACAUUCAAAGUAGCAUCUUAUACAACUCUGUAGGUUGUGUUUCUCUUUACUGUUAUUUUUCAUGUCAGUCAAAUUUUUACUGAUUUAGAAGUCAUCUUCAUCCUUUAGUCACAUGACAGUGGCAAUUCAGUUGUCCCACUGCCACCAUAGUGGGGAUUUUUUUCCCCUGGAAGGAGGUAGGCUCUGACCAGCUGCACUUGGCAACUCUGUUUCUCUUAGUUUCACUGAAUCUGGAUUUCUUUCAUGUUAUUAUGAGCUCAUGGCAAGUUCUUUCAUCUUUAGAAAGAUCUCACCUAUUCUGUCCUCAGAAGGAUCUCACUAGAGAACUCAUAUAUAAUCACUCAAGUAAAAGCCAUUAUCAGUGUACUUACAAGAGAUUGGUGAGAUGGGCUAUGGGGCUGCUUGUUUGAGAUCCAAGUCAGUGUCUCAGGAAUGGGGCUGUUCCACGUGGCUCUUCUCUUAUGGUAUAAAAGAUGUAAAAAUAAACUGGAUGUGGUGGUGCCUGGCCAUCAUCCUGUCUUCUCAGGAGACUGAGGCAGGAGUACUGCAGGUCAAAGGCCAGCCUGCUAAAUUCAGUGAGAUCCUGUCUCAAAAAUUUGAAAAAAGUACAGGGGGGCUGGGGGGCUCAGUGAUAGAGAGCUUGCCUAGCAGGUACAAAACUCUAGGUUUAAUCCCCAGCACUGCAGAAAAGAAAAGAUAUAAAAUUAAUGGUCCUUUACAUUUAAAGAGCCUAGCUUCCAUAUAAACAUUAGAUAGUUUCCCUAUCUUACUAGGCCUCAACUUCCAGCUGUCCUCCUUUAUACUUUUUUUUUUGGUACCAGAGAUCGAAGUCAGGACCUUGCGCUUGUGAGGCAGGUGCGAUGCCACCGAGCUAAAUCCCUGGCCCUCUCCUUUGUACUUUUAAGUGGGAUCUGCUGUAGGGGAAAGGAGGAAGCAGAUUUGGGUCAUGUUACUUAUUGCCUUGUUCGUCAGUGCUGCCAAGCCCUCAAACAAGCACCUUGUAGGGGGUCAAAUAUGGUAUAGAAAAAUCCUGGCACAUUCUUCACAAGUAUUUCUCAAAAGCAAAAUUUUAUUUCAGUGUUUCAAUGACUCAAUAUACUUUAGACCAGUGAUAAACAUUUUAGAGCUGUAAGUGACAACAGACAGCUGGUUGUGGCAUGUGUGCCAUGGGUUACCACCGCUGCUUUAGAGCUUACUCAUAUGCACCUGACCCCAAGUACAAUCUUGCUUCUAUCUCCUGUCUUUUUUCUUCAUUAAGAAUUUUUUCUCAAGUUUUAUCCUUCAUUUCACUGACAAGAACAGUUCAAGGAUCAUCUUGCAUUCUCAGUUUGUCAGCCCCCUUAUCCACAUACUUGUUUAUCCUUUUUCUUGACUGUAUAUGACCCUCUGAGCUUAAGCACAUCUCUCUAGUUGUUUGCUGGGUUUGCCAGUAAGCCAGGGGUCAGUUACCUACCUAUAAAUUGUAAUAUAAAUAGAUAUUGGCCCCUUUUUAGCCAAAUCCUUCCCCAUUCCUCUGUAAUGCCCUCAUGUCCAUCAUUUGGAGGCCAUGUCUACUACUUGAAAUACUGCCUGGAAAAUAAUAGAUACUUAAUAAAUACUGAAUCAAAGACUGGAAACUGACAUUUACCUUGGUUAGUGGGACAACUUCUAAAUUCUUAAGCUAUCCUCAUCUUCAAAACUCAUAAUUCAGGUCUGGGGCUUUGGAAGUACUAAAUUUAUUUUUUUUAAAAUAGUGCUAUGAAGUGGUUUUAAAGUAUAGAGAAAAUGACAGGAAGUAGAGAAAGAUCCACAGAAACUAUCUGAUCCAUUUUUUAUCUCUGAAUUUCUGCUUUUGGCUCCAUAGUACAGGGGUUCUUUCCAUCCAGGGACAUGGCUUUACAGUCUUGCUUAUAGAUUCCCAAGAACUUCUAUACUCAGCAUGGCAUCUGAGCCUCACAAAGCCCCGAGGCAGGUAGACCACACAGGAACAUCUCUACUUUCACAUGAAUCCCAAAGCAGUUAAGUGGUUUGCUAAGGUGGCCUGCUAAGUGAAUAGAAGAACAGUAAGUAGUUGGAUCUUCCUGUUCCUAUGUUAGUGCUCUGAAUAAUACACCAGGCAGUUAAUGUUAUUCCUUUUGAGGAAUUUCUUGGAUAUAUUAAUCCUCAAGGGUAAACUUUAAACCAAAAGCUUUCUGUAAUGCAAAGUAGUUUCACUCAGGAGAGGUUUUCUUUUUUGUGUUUUCAUUUCAGCAUAAUCAGAGGAGACAGUCAAAUGAAUGUGGCAGCUUUUACCUAAAAAGACAGGCAACUGAAAAUGUAUAGCUGUAGGUAAUUACUAGAGUUGGUUAGACUUAAUUCCAUGUUUGAAUGAAGUCAGUGCUCACUGCCAGCCCUUUCAUACAAAGACUACACAUUUGAGAGUUGAUGCUUUUAUGUUUUGGUGGACUAGAUUAUAGCAUCGGUUAGACUCCCUUUCAUAUUUACACAUGUCUCUUAAUUGACAUUACUUAUGAUGUAUGUGUUGGCUGGCUAUUGGAUUCUUGGAGCACGUCCUUUUCCCUUCAGUUCUUUCAUGAUGUUACUUUAUUUUUACUCGUAUCUGAUGGUGAUGAGAAAUCUGAGUCCAGAUGGACUUCUCUUCCCCUCUUGUAGGUAACCUGCUUGCUUGCCAUGGAUACUUGUGAUUCUUUGUUUAUUCUUGAAAUUCAGUAACUUCAUUUGAGUUUAUCUUGGGAUUGACAGUUGUCUGUUGACAUUUUCUUGUACACAACGAGCAAUUAGAUACUGACAUUUUAGGCCUUAUUGCAUUUUGUAUCUGUUCUGUUCGUUUUUAAAAGAAUUUGUCAUUCCAUUGGCUCUCUAUCAUCUGCCCUUCACAUUUGUCUUUGGAUGGCUUUCAUUUCCUUGUCUUCCUUCAUGCUGGGUGAUUUUUUGUCAAGUCUUAUCCUCCAUUUCACUGACUUAGGUUUCUGUAUUAUUGAGAGACUAGGCCCUGUUGCUUGUAAUAUGGCUUUUACUUGUUAGUUUUUUUAAAACUACUUUUCUCUGUAGGUCAUUCUGUCAUCCUCACUGAUUCUUUAUUUCAUUUAUUUGAGGGCCAAACCAUUUUGUCUAUAUUUUUCAUAGUUUCUGAGUUCAUUCUUUUUCUAGAGUGUAUUGAUGUGUCUCUUUUUUGCUUUAUUGUCAGACACUCCCCUGGAGCCCAUGGUAUGGGUUUGUGGCUUUUAUUAGUUUCACUAUAGACAGCUUCUGGCUCAAUUUUGGGAUGUGUGUGUUGGAGGGCAGGAGCACUUAUAUAAACACACACUUAUUCUGCCAUCUUUCCCAGUGGUCCAGAUGCUUAAACAUUGA
Fukomys damarensis (Damara mole-rat) is the source of this 5548-nucleotide messenger RNA. It is a transcript of the gene Pdk3, whose product is annotated as pyruvate dehydrogenase kinase 3. The transcript has 11 exons. Gene Ontology annotation, cellular component: mitochondrion. NCBI's taxonomy places the organism in Eukaryota, Metazoa, Chordata, Mammalia, Rodentia, Bathyergidae. Gene Ontology annotation, molecular function: pyruvate dehydrogenase (acetyl-transferring) kinase activity. Gene Ontology annotation, biological process: protein phosphorylation; regulation of glucose metabolic process. The coding region runs from base 28 to 1128 and encodes 366 amino acids. The record is from RefSeq and is a predicted model, not a curated record.